AUGCAGCAAGCAAAGGCUCACACGGAGACCGUCGAAGACACGGGCGAAGGACUUCUUAUGAGGUCCAAGCUUGAUGAUCUGAGUGUUUGGCAGAGUGUUCGCAGGUUCAAACGAGUGGGCUGCAUCGCUAUGCUUGCAGCCUUCUCAGCCUCUCUCGACGGCUACCAGAUCAAUCUUAACGGUGGAAUCGUCUCCAAUGCUGGAUUCAUACGACAGUUUUCGACCUCUGGCACCACGAUCAUCGCGGGUAAAUACAUCUCGGCAUGGGGAGGUAUCCAAUCAGCUGGCCAGACCAUUGGUCAAGUCCUUCUUCAAUAUGCAACUGAACGCCUCGGUCGCAAGGCUGCGAUGAUGAUUAUCUGGGUUGUUCUCACCGCGAGCGUCUUCGCCGAGUCAUUCGCAACACACUGGCAGCAUUGGCUUGUGGCAAAGCUAUUCUCUGGCAUGGGUGUUGGUAUGCUGCAAUCAACCAUGCCACUGUACCUAUCUGAGAUCUCGCCUACUCAGCUCCGAGGUUUCUUCAUCAACGCCUACAGCUUCUGGUUCGUUCUAGGCCAGCUCUUUGCCUCGGUGGCCCUCAAGGAGCUCAAAGCAAACGACCCGCUCGAUUUCCGAACCCCGAUUUACACUCAGUGGGCGAUGAUCGGGUGUAUCCUUAUCGCAUUCCUUCUCAUCCCCGAGUCACCUUGGUGGUUAGCAAGCAAGGGCAAGGUCGAGCAGGCUUCUCAAGUCCUGAAUCGAUGCUUCGCCAAUGUCGAAGGUUAUGACAUUGAUCAACAGAUCGAAAUCAUGACUUCUACCAUCGCCCUCGAACGCCAACAAGCUGAGCAAAAUUCCGAGCUGGGACCCUGGGCUGUGUUUAAGGGUCGCAACCUGAUACGAUUCAUCAUUUCCGGUUGGCCCAAGAUUACACAACAAUUUGUCGGGUUGGCUGUCUUCAAUACUUACGCGACAUAUUUCUUCCAAUAUGCAGGAAACAAGGACCCAUUCCUCGUGACCCUCAUUCUAUCAUCCGUUCAGCUCAUCUCGAUGAUCGCUACAGCAACACUUACGGAUUCCAUCGGUCGACGACCUCUAACUGUCUACCCAUACGCCGUCACUGUCGUCUCUGUCCUGUGCCUGGGUAUCAUUGGCUGCUUCGACUAUACAGCCAAGGCUACCAGUUCGCUACUUGUUAGUAUGAUCUCAACAGGAAUGCUUCCCGCUUGGCUAAUAAGUGCUCUGCAGAUCUUCUUUGCUUGCCUCGCUACGUUUUCCACGACUGGUGCUUCAGCCAUUGGCUACGCCUACGCUGCAGAGAUUCCACAACAGCGCCUCAGGGCCCAGACGGCUGGUUGGUCGCUAGCUGUGUCUAAUUGUAUCGCUAUCAUCUUCAGCUUCUGCACCCCGUUGAUGAUCAAUGGAUCGGCCAAGUGGGGCGUCAAGACUGGUUUCUUUUUCGCUGGUACCGGCACUGUUGCUGUCGUCAUCGCCUGGUUCAUCCUCCCUGAGGUGGCACGCCGAACACCAGCCGAGAUUGAUGAAAUGUUUGAGAAGAAGGUCAAUCUCCGCAAGUUUGACAAGUUUGUCACAGAGGUUCAGGUCCACGCACAUGAGCUUCAGGACAGGAAGAAGGUGGCUGAUGAGGUUUAA
Fusarium musae is the source of this 1632-nucleotide messenger RNA. RefSeq lists its product as uncharacterized. Gene Ontology annotation, biological process: carbohydrate transport; transmembrane transport. The transcript has 10 exons. Lineage: Eukaryota; Fungi; Ascomycota; Sordariomycetes; Hypocreales; Nectriaceae. The record is from RefSeq and is a predicted model, not a curated record. The coding region runs from base 1 to 1632 and encodes 543 amino acids. Gene Ontology annotation, molecular function: carbohydrate:proton symporter activity. Gene Ontology annotation, cellular component: membrane.